AUGACCACCACAAACUCGAAACCGCAAACAGCGCCCAGAAUAAAAGGAUUGGAUAUCCCAACCUUCACAGAUCCACACGACAAACGGGCGUGGAUGCUCCAACACAUGGCAGGCGUCCUUCGCGUCUUCGGCAGAAAAGGAUUCAACGAAGGUUGUGCUGGCCAUGUUACCAUUGUUGAUCCUGUCGAUCCCUCAUCUUACUGGAUAAAUCCUUUAGGCGUCCAUUUCUCCAUGAUCAGUGCAAGCGAUCUUGUUCAGGUAAGUUCUGAGGGGAAAGCAAUCGGAGGAAGCAUGGCGGCGUUCAACGAGCCAGGCUUCAAAGUUCAUUCUGCAUUACACAAGGCUAGACCUGAUGUAGAAGCAAUUUGUCAUGCUCACUCUUUCUAUGCCAGAACCUACUCAGUGUUUGGCACCGAGCCUGAGAUGAUGUCGCAAGAUAGUUGUUUAGUCCAUAAUAACGUUGCCAUCUUGGAUUCAUACGACGGCGUGGGACUUGAUGAAGUGGAGGGUGAGAAGGUGGCCGCUGCGCUUGGCGAUAAGAUGGCAGUAAUUCUUCAAAACCACGGUGUCAUGACGUUUGGGAAGACCGUCGACGAGGCCGGAUAUUUGCACAUACUUCUUGAAAACAUGUGCAAGGCUCAAAUACUUGCAAAUGCGGCAGCAAAUUUCCCCGGUGCCUCGAAACGAGUUAUAUCGGAUAAAAUUGCCAAGAGCGCAUUCAACACCAUAUCGAAUCCCAAGAGCUUAUACGCCUCAAUGCAGCCUGACUACGAAUUGGAAAUAUAUCUCACGAACGGAGCUCUCCUGAACUAG
Messenger RNA from Lachancea nothofagi CBS 11611, 813 nucleotides. The record is from the annotation of a GenBank genome assembly. Lineage: Eukaryota; Fungi; Ascomycota; Saccharomycetes; Saccharomycetales; Saccharomycetaceae.